Colletotrichum orchidophilum is the source of this 558-nucleotide messenger RNA. RefSeq lists its product as uncharacterized. The transcript has 3 exons. NCBI's taxonomy places the organism in Eukaryota, Fungi, Ascomycota, Sordariomycetes, Glomerellales, Glomerellaceae. Bases 1 to 558 code for a protein of 185 amino acids. The record is from RefSeq and is a predicted model, not a curated record.
AUGGACUUUGCUCCCUACCAGUCCUCCCCGCCGGAGCGCGAACGAGCCCUCUCCCCGCCUCUGGCGUCGCCUCGCGCCUCGGCUGACAUUCGAAGACCGUUCUCGCCGUAUGGCCAGCCGUCGCCCCCACCUCUGCAACACCCGCAACCGCAGCGCGGCUGGCAGCCGAAUCUGCCAGGAUCCUACCCCACGGCGGACGCGCACCGGGAGGGCGUGAGUGAGUUUGACACGAGCUUGGGGAUCAGGCUGGACUACGAGGCUGCGCUGGCGUACUUGGCGUUCCCGCCGCUGGGUGCGAUAUUAUUGUUGAUUGGGGAGCGGAACAGUGAUUAUGUGAGGUUUCACGCAUGGCAGUCCGCACUGCUGUUCACGGCCGUCAUGGUCUUCCACUUGGUGUUCCUCUCCUGGUCCAAAUUCCUAAGCUGGUUCUUCUUCAUUGGCGACCUGUUCGUCAUGGUGUGGCUGGCGUUGAGGGCCUACCAAGACGCGGAUACGCUAGAUAGGUUCGAGGUCCCCGUGCUUGGCGCGCUGGCAAGCCGAAUUCUUGAUGAUGAAUAA